AAAUACCUCUGAAAUAAAAUGUCAAACUAGAUGUUUAUUUUCGUUUACAAAAAGUUAGUCUAAAUCUUAGCUUAAAUGUCUUACGCGGAUUAUCCUAUACUUUUUAAAUUACUAGUUCGACGGUUCAAUUAAUUAAAUGCCGUAGCAAUGUCCUCCGGAGACGCGGGGGUCCAGCAGGACCCUGCCCAUAUUGCGGACGUCGACGUCGACGAAACCACUAAAGGAGAUGGCUCUGAGCGCGAUCUGGCGACUGAUUCUGGACUGGAGGCUAACUCCUCAGGAUUGACAGAGGAUGUGACUUCUUUCGAGUUAGCUACCUCAGUCAGGGAGCUAAAAAAUAAAGAUGAAAAAGGCGAGACAAAAGUGGUGGUGGAUGUAACUGACACCGGAGUUUCGUCUCCUAUUUCAUCCUCUGGUGCUAGCUCUCCUGGUGCUAAUACGUCUGACAACGUAUCCAACUUUGAAGAGCUCUCAGCCAGCCCGCAUGACAAUUUAAAUAACGCGGAUGAGCUAACAGCUCACAAAUUAUCAGUAAUGUCGCAAAAGGAUAAUUUAGAUACUCAAAUUACCAUGGAUAACAAUACAAAUAGUGCUUCUAAUGAUUCUUUAAACAAUCAAAAUCUUGACACAAAUAAGAACUUAGCGACAUCAACAGUAAGUUUGAAUGACACAAUAGAAACUAAUGUAACAAUAAACAAGUCACCGUUCAGUCGGAGCGCAGAAAACAUAUCGGUUGACAUUAAAAUGGACCAAAGUGUAAAUAAGGAUGCAGUUUUGUCCCAGUUCAAAAGCAAGAAGACUAAAGUUAGCGCUACACAGGCAAUCCCAGACACAAACACUAAUACAAACCUAGAUGUACGAUACACACGGUUACCUAAAGAACUACUGUCACAAGAUCUUGGCAGUAUCGUUAAGAAUGUCCAUGGCAUCUUCUCAUCAGUAAGCGGCAGUUUGAAGAACGCAUACACACAUCGAGCAGGCCAUAUACCGUACAUGAAAACUGUAAAACCGAUGCCGAACGGGAAAGUAAUGAAUGAUUUAUUCGAAGAUGAACAGCAUGAUGAGAUUACGAACGGGAUAGAGAACAUCAAAGUGGAGAUUUCUAAUGAGACUGAGAUGGUAAAUACGAAUUUAGAAGAUGACAUAAAGGGAGAUGUGUUAAGGCUACAGAUAGAGUCCUUGGAGCGAGUGUUAGCAGAGCAGAGGAAAGAGAACACGGCGCUGAGGGAGACGGUGAAACAGCAGGCAGAUAAGCUGACGGAGAGAGACCAGACUUUUAGAGAGUUGGAGACUAAAAUGGAUUUGAUGUCAAAAUGCGUAGAGCAUGCAGAGCGUGAAAAGGACGCAGCCGUGAUGCGCUACGCGAGCGUCGAGCGAGCCGCUAUCGAAGCCCGCAAGAUGGCGGAGCAGGGGGCGGUGAAGGAGCGCGCGGCGACCGCGGAGGCCGAGCUGGCGGCCGGGAAGCUGAGGGCCGCCAGGGAGGACAAACUGCGCGUCUGCCAGAUGUAUGACGACAAGUGCCACGAGCUUGCAAACAGCGAGCGUGAGCUGGCGAAGGUUCGAGAGGAGGUGAGGGAGUUGGAGGGGCGGCUCAAGUGGACGCAGAGCAAACUACGCAUGGAGAUGGACGCCUACAAGGACAGCGCAGAGCGUGUGGAGAAGCUUACGGCACAUGUGUCCGAGCUGGAGGCGGCCGCGGCCGGCGCCUGCGACUCGCACGCCGCUAAACAGAUGGAGUCCGAAUUGAAGGAAAGUAUGGCCGCUCUGAUCCUGUGUCGGCACGAGCGGGAGUCAUUAGAGCGGCGUCUCGCUCACACCACACAACAACUCGACAGUACCGUGAAAGAGCGAGAUGUGGCUGUGGCUAGUAACACCAGUAACUUAGCUGAGAUCGAGAGGCUGAAAGCGCACAACGCGUGGCUGGAGGAGGAGGCGGCGGAGCUAGCGGCACUGCGCGCGCAGGCCGCGCUCGCGGACACGCUCAGCGCCCAACUGCACAGAGAGACCGACCGCGCCGCCGCCGCGGAGGAGGCGCUCGGGCGCGAGCGCGCGCGCGCCGGCACGUGCGCGCGCCGCGAGGCCGCCGCGCUCGAGCACGCCGCCAGGCUCACGGCGCAGCAUGUCGCCAUACAGCAGCAGAGGCAGCACACCGACGAUCAGGCCUCUGCAUUAAGUGCAGAUAACGCUGCGCUUCGCGAACGCAUCUCAGAGCUUGAAGUUGAAGUGGUUAAACUGCAGACUUCACUCGCAGAAGAAGCAGAAAGGAGACACAAGGAGAGCCGGGUGCUCGCGAGAAAGGUGGCGGAGUUGCAGGAGGAGGCGGCGGAGGCGGCCAAACAGCUGGAGUGGGAGAAGGGCGAGAACGGCGUGUUGAAAAAGAAACACGCCAGCCAGGUCAAGGAGCUGAACCGCGAGCUGGCGCGCGCGUUGAAGCGCGUGGAGGCGCUGGAGGCCAAGCGGCCGCCCACGCAGCCCUACACACGCACCGGGUCGGUGACGUCGCUGAGCAGCGGCGAGAGCGCCACGCACGAGGACAGCGGCCGCUUCAACGGACACAUAGAGGGGACGGUGCCGGACGUACAGAUUAAAAAUCCGAAUAUGCUCAAUAAAAUACUGAAUAAGGUGCGAGAACCAGACCGGCAGGCGUUGGUGGAGCGCAUCGUAUCUCUGCAACGUGCGGCCGCGAGACGCGCCGAGCGCUGCGAGUUCCUUGAGGAGCACGCGAGGCAGCUGACGGACGAGCUGCGGGGGAAGUCUCGCCUGCUACGGCAUCUGCUGCCCAAUCUGCCGGCGCAGGCGCUCGCCUCCACCGCCAGCGACUCCAGCAAGAAAGAGAUAGCGAAGUUCGGCGGCGGCGCGAUGGCGGCGCUGUGGGGCGGCGACCCCGGCGGGCUGUCGCUCGAACUGUCGCUGGAGAUGAACAAGCGCCUCCAGAGCGUUCUAGAAGACACCUUACUGAAGAACAUCACACUCAAGGAAAACAUGGACACACUGGGAGAAGAGAUUGCGCGGCUAAAAGCUCAGAAGAACACUAACACUAAAUAACUUCCGAAAUUAUCCUAAAACUACUCUUUAAAAUUGUGUGGGAAGUUAGAGUUAGACCAAGAUAAGUCUGCAACGAUUUUGAUGGCAUACAUAAUUUCUUAGAAGUUUGACGUUUAAAAUAACACCGAAAAUAUGGAUGGUAUAGAAAGGAUGCCAAUCUCUUAUGGCAGAAUUGUUGCAAAAGUGACCGCUUUCAGCUUUAAAUAAUAGUUCCUAAUCUCUCCGGUGGCGCUAGUUAGGCUCUGGGACACGAGUAUAACAUGAACCAACAAAUAACCCGACCAAAUUACGUAGGUUGUUUUUGGUAGUAUUUCGGUGUAUGGUGGCGCCGCCUAAUUACUGUUUUUUGAUGGACACUUUUCAUACAUAGAGAUUUGGCUCCUUUAUAUAGUCUCCAUGACCGAAAAGAACCACACUAGAUAGGUCUGACUGUCAACUUCUUUCCGCCCUAUAAUUAUGGAUAAAUCAAAUUAUGGUUAUAAAUUAUAAUAUACUGAUAUAAAAUAAAUGUAUAUGUAAUAUAAUAUCCAAAAUUGUAGUUAGGAUUAUUUCAAGUAUAAGAAAAAUAUGUGCCCCAGUAUCUGACAGCGGAACUAGAUGGCGUUAUACCGCGCUUUGGCAGUUAGAAUACUUAGAAUGUACGGGGCACGACAGUGACAUCUGAUUUAGCUGUCAAAUGGGGUAGGCAACUGUCAAAGGUUUGCAGAGAUGGCGCCAUCAUAGCUUGCCCCUUUUUUAUGAGAUUUGGCUUAAAGGGCUGGCAUUCAAGGCAUUAAAAAAACAAAAAUUUGACACAAUCUGCUAAAUAUUUCGACCGGCCAACCCCAUUAAAACACGCCACGCAUUACGACAUCUGUCACCCCCAUACAAUUUGUUACCUUAAAACUUAAAAAGAUAUUGAGGUGACGGCUGUCACUGUACCCAUGCUAUUUGAAAAAUACUAUUGAUGAAUAUAUCUCUUGUACUAUUCAUAAUUCUUUGGUUAAAAACUACGGUACUUACCAUUGCUUUAAAUGUACUUGUAUUUAUUUUUAAUGGGAAAAAGGACUUCAUGUUAUUUAUUUGCAUUUAUUUGAUUGUAUUGUAUAUAAUAUGUGACGUUUUCAACCAAAAGGUACCACAUUGUCGCUUGUUGAUAAGGUUAAUUUCUAAUUGAAGCUAUAUGGAAAUAGCGCCUGACUGACAAGCGACAAUAAGUACCCUUUUGGUUGAAAAUGGCACAUUUAUUUCCGCCUUAACAUUAUUAAUAAUGAUAACAUUCGAACAAAAUUACGUAAUUAAUAAGUAAAAAUUAAGUAUUUAUCAGUAUUGCUUUAUAUUUGACAAUGUUUGCGUAUUUCUAAUGACUCUGUUUUCUGAAACUAACACGGAACUUAAUCGCGUACAAACUUACGUUUAUUUAUGGCCUGACGUUUCGAACGUGACGUUACGUUCGUGGUCACAGGCAGACUGGCGAGGAAUUGUAUCAACAUCUACUUGCCGCGCGGGUUUUGCGAACUACCCGCACUUGAUCUUGAUUAUUAACUUGUACGCUAGGGUUGUCACUUUGCCUACACACAACACUCACGACAUCCGAUGGAAUGUUUCGGGAUGUUUUUUCCCCCUUACAUUUGCUAAUCACUGGAUUCCACGAAGACGAAAUCCCCUGUCCCUCAUUUUGAUUGAAAUUUCGAUGUUUUCUGAUUUCAAUUGCUUCACGUACCUUCCUGCUGUAGUAAAGACCAAAGAUAGAUAUAACUCCGUAAUAGAUGGAUACAGUCUAAGGAAAAAACGUGCCUCGAAAAUCAAGAAAAUUUGAUUCUCGUUCAGAGGGCGCUACUAGUUUUGGCCUACAGUCGUAUAGAUGGCGUUGACGGUUUCGUUUGUUAUUUUACAAUUUUAACGCAUAUCAGUGAAAGAACAUGGGUCAAAAUCAUAAAAAUAAUUAAUGCAAAUAAAACAAAUCAUUUACCCAUAUUUAAAUACAUUUUAUCGUAUUUUUAUAAAUCUUCAUUUUUAGUUUUAAAGUGUGUCGACAGAUGGCAGUGAAUUUACUGGGGUUACAAAAUUUACUAUGACAGUACCGCUCUAGUAUAAGUUACUCUAUGUAAAGACGGUCCGUUGAGAGGACUUUGGGAUUAUGGAGCUCAAUCCAGUGGUUUGGUCCCGACUGUAGCAAAUGUUCGGCUACCGCAGACCCUUUCCGCUAUAGUGCGUUUGGUUUCCCUAAUAUAGGAACUGCAGUGUCGCGAUUAGCGGUGGUGUCGCACACUGCUAGAGUUCAAGCAGUGAAGUUGUUCAACAAGUUGCCUAUCGAGUUUAAAUCUAUGACAUGUCACAAGAAAUUCAAAGCGAAACUUAAAUUAUUUCUGUUGGCAAAAAAAUAUUACAGCGUUGACGAGUUUUAACUUUUAUUAUUUGACUUUUAAUCAUGAUUCGACUAUUGGCUACCUAUUUAUUUUUGACAUAUUGUAUUAUUUUGACAUUUUGUAUAUUUAUUUAUUUUAAACUUUAUUGCACAAUAUAACAAAUAAAGUACAAAUGGCGGACUUAAUGCCUAAAGGCAUUCUCUACCAGUCAACCACCAGGCUAAACAGAAACAGUGAUAGGUGCAGGCAUUGAACAAAAAAAAAGCAGAAUAGGUAACUUAAAACAAAAAAUAUAGCGAUAAAUAAUACACACUACCGAAAAUAAACUUACAUAUACCUAUACAUACUAUAUAUACUAUAAUUAAAUAAACUUACAUAUAUAUUACUUCAUUUUAUGUACCCAGUGCAAAUAAUACUAUGCCUACGAUGGACAACUAACCAGUGAGCUUGUCGAAAAAAUUAAUGUAUAAUUGUAAAUGAAAUUAUUUAAUUGUAAAUUAUUAGUAAAUAUUGCAUGUUUUAUUUAAUAAUGUAAACAUUCAAACACAAUGUAUUAUUGUAUAUGAAUAAAUGAAAUAUCACAGCUGCAUUCAAUCUUAUAAACGCCAGGUGUUUGAUAAGUGAAUUAUGAGUGAAAUUUAAUUGAGUCCCGUGUUUGUUUUAAAAUUAUGAGUGAAUAUCGUGUUAGUUUAAAUCAGUAUAUUGAAACUGUUUUCGUUUGACAUAUAGUGCAACUGUGUGUGUCAUAUGAUGAAAUAUUGUAAUCUAUUGCUUUGUAUAAUCAAAGAUAGAUAUAACUCUGUAAUAGAUAUAUACUUUUCCUUAUAUUAUAGUAAAUUUUGUAACCACUGUAAAUUCACUGCCAUCUAUCGACAUACUUUAAAACUAAAAAUGGAGAUUUAUAAAAAUACGUUAAAAUGUAUUUAAAUAUGGAUAAAUGAUUUUUUUAUUUGUAUUAAUUAUUUUUAUAUGAUUUUGACCCAUAUUCUUUCACUGGUAUGCGUUAAAAUUAUAAAUAACAAACGAAACAGUCAACGCCCUCUAUACGAGUGUAGGCCAAAACUAGUGGCGCUAUCUGAUCGAAAAUCAAAUUUUCGUGAUUUUCGAGGCACGUUUUUUCCUUAGACUGUAUCCAUCGAUUACGGAGUUAUAUCUAUCUUUGAUAAGACUGCGAACGUUUAGAAUUUUAUUGUAACCUAAUAACCCUUUGGGUACGGAACCCUAAAAACCACCUGCCCGUCAUAAACUAGUUGUAAAAGGCAUUAUAAUGACAUAUGUAUAACUCGGUGUAACCCAGUGGCGAAGUAUUAGCCUCAUGCAUGAAGUUUAUAUUUGAACGAAAUAUGUUUUAUUCUGAUGUUUGUUACCGUUAUAUCAUGUUACAAAUGCAUUUCCGUUUUUAAAUUACCAUUUAAUUGCUUAAAAUUAUAAAUAAAAAGUACAAAAAUUUGCCCGCGAAAAGCUAGUGAGCGAAACGCUCGAAACGCCACGUGACGUCACGCGUUCGACAGAUUAGUGUCAUUAGUAGCAAACGUCAGUUGGGCCGCCCAACGUGUGACGUCAUCACGCUCUGUAGAAUCCGCGCCAAAAAUUAUGAGCGUUUCAACCGCUCAAAAAUUUUCAACAUUUUAAAUAUUUUUUAAUAAAAUAAUGUUAAGGUUUACAAAAGUAUUUUUAUCAUUUCCGGUGUUCCAACGAUAUAAAUUAUGAAUCCAAAAAUAAAAAUAAAUUCAUGCAUGGAGCUAAUUGUUGUAUUGUAUAUUGUAUAGUGUGGAAUUUUAACGACAUGGUUAUAUUAUGUGAAUUAUAUUUUGAACAUUC
Molecule: messenger RNA, 7214 nt
Organism: Cydia strobilella
Lineage: Eukaryota; Metazoa; Arthropoda; Insecta; Lepidoptera; Tortricidae
Gene: Golgin104
Product: coiled-coil domain-containing protein 186
Exons: 16
Coding region: 148-3045 (965 amino acids)
Biological process (GO): vesicle cytoskeletal trafficking
Cellular component (GO): trans-Golgi network
Molecular function (GO): small GTPase binding
Source: RefSeq, a predicted model, not a curated record